GUCACAGCUGAAGUUUGACCUGGGAGUUUGCUAGCAAAGGAACUGAAAUGGUUCUUCAACACAGGAUUUCAUUGUUGCUCCUCUUCUGUUCAUCACUUGUGUUUGCUGGAGGUAAUUCCACCGAGGCUCCCUGUGAUCGUCGCUGUCUGGCAAAUGCUCGGGUUCAGAAAGAACUGUUUAGUGCGCCACAGAAUGAUAAUUGUACCAUUGUAGUGAACGUCACUUCAAUACAAUAUGAGACAUUGUCUUUCGAUACAAAGGCCAUGGAAAUGACCAGCCGUAUCAAGAUAAACAUGGAAUGGAAGGAUCCUGAUCUUGGAUGGAUGCAAGAGAGGUCUAGAUAUCCAACAAUUGUUCUGCCUGCAGAUAAAAUCUGGAUUCCUCGGAUAGUUUUGGACAACGCAAUAGAAACAACCAUAGAGCUGUACACUAAUGAUGUACAGGUGAGGCGGGAUGGAACUGUGGGCCAUGCGGUUGUUUUGUUCACAACAGUGAGCUGUGAAAUCAACCUCUUCAACUACCCCUUUGUGACGGGGUCGUGCCCUGUGGCCAUCAAUGGAUGGAGCCAGAAAACUUGCUCGCUCACACUCCAGAUCGCUGAUAAUGUGUCUUUGGUUAGCGGCAGUGGAGAAGAAUGGCAGACUACCAGCGUGAACAAAAUUGUGGAUUCAUCAAAUCGUGCUUAUCUCCUAGUCGCUCUGUCGAUUAAUCCCUUUAGUGCUUUUGUGACCCUGAUCCUGCCCAGUGCACUGGUACUGCUGGCUGACUUAGUGAGCUUUGCUCUGCCAUUUGAAGGAGGAGAACGCAACUCUUUUAAGGUCACCUUGGUCCUCAGCUUCACCAUGUUCCUCCUCAUCCUCAACGGGCACCUGCCUAACGGUGGAAGCUGUAGCCCCCUCCUCCAUUACCACUUCAGCUUCUGUCUGGUGUGUUUGGUCAUGAGUAUGCUGGCCUCCAUAGUGCUAACACGUCUGUCUGUAGAAGACAGCCUCUUGGUGUGCAGACGCUCCAACAAGGUUCAUUCAUGUAACACCAACACACAAAAUGACGACCUGGAUCAGGAAAAAGACAGAGGUAUGAUUACAACAAAGUCUGGUGAUCUGGCUUCAGAGAUGGCUUCGCUCCAGAAAAUAGUGAACUUUUUGGAGGACAUGGAUAAAGUAGAAAAGGAGGCGCAGCGUAAAGUGGCAUUUGCUUACUUCCUAGACAAAUUCUGCUUUGGCUUUUUUAUAAUCAUCUACAUAAUUUAUGCCAUAAUUCUUAUUAUUAUCACCCGAACAGACAUUUGUAAGGUUAAUAAUCUAGACUUCUGGGAUGAUUCCCACCGUGAAGAUGACUACUAUGACUACUCAUAUGUAUACCCAUAGUCAAUUUCAUUGCACUGUAGUUUUUCAGAUCAGGGGCCAGAUACA
Messenger RNA from Labeo rohita (rohu), 1412 nucleotides. Its product is annotated as 5-hydroxytryptamine receptor 3A. NCBI's taxonomy places the organism in Eukaryota, Metazoa, Chordata, Actinopteri, Cypriniformes, Cyprinidae. The transcript is spliced from 10 exons. Gene Ontology annotation, molecular function: transmembrane signaling receptor activity; neurotransmitter receptor activity; extracellular ligand-gated monoatomic ion channel activity. The record is from RefSeq and is a predicted model, not a curated record. The coding region runs from base 48 to 1367 and encodes 439 amino acids. Gene Ontology annotation, cellular component: neuron projection; membrane; synapse. Gene Ontology annotation, biological process: regulation of membrane potential; chemical synaptic transmission; nervous system process.